UUUCUAAGCGCCCGCUAGAGGAAGACAACCGCCUCCUCCAGACCAGAUGGUGGCAGUAAGUAAUGCUACUUUGUCUUUUGCCUUGUCAAGUGGCAACAAACCCCGGAGGAAGGACGCGGGCAAUUUACUAGUGCAUUUGGUGCAUUAUUAUGUCACAGUCAGCGAUGCCUUCAGCCCCGGACUCCCCAUCUCUGAGCGUGACCGUCAGCGGGAAUGUGCAGAAAUACAACAUCAAGAAGAAAAAGGUCUUAAAUGCGGAGGAGACUGAGCUGUUCGAGCUCACUCAGGCUGCUGGGAUAGUCAUGGACCAAGAGGUUUUCAAAAUCAUAUUGGACCUGUUAAAGAUGAACGUUGCUCCUCUGGCAGUCUUUCAGACCUUAAAGACCAUGUGUGCAGGGCAGAAGGUCUCUGAAACAUCCACUGGUGACACAUCCACUUCGUCCCACACUGCCACUGCACCUUCAGAGUCUAGAGAAGAGGAGGGUGUGGUCUCAGGAAAGAGCACUAAGACUGCAGCACCUCCCUCUGCGUCUGUGUCCCGCCCACCUAGGGGAGGGGCUAAGAUAGUGGUCUACAGUGCGGGUGACACGAGUGCUCCCAUCUCUCAAGUACGCAGUAAAACAAGUUCAGGGCAGGGGGAGAAAACUGCAAGAGAUGGUUCAAGCCAGCGGGUGCCACGGCAGGUCAGCGCCACCAGGGGGCAGAAGAGCGCCAAGAGCUCAGGCAGCAGCAGCUCGUCUUCUCUGCUCACCUCCAACUGAAGGUCUCCGUGAAUUAAACAACAUAUACUAAGCUUGCUGAAAAUAAGCGCUUUUUUUCAGUUGGAGAAGGUUCCUGUAGAAUCGGCAAAAACUUUUGCACUGUAAACAAAACAGUUAAGUUGUUUUAGGGAUCUCCUUUGGGAUGUCUUCAGUGUUUCUUUGAAGACUUCUUUGCAUUAAAUUUGCAUCUAGCCCAGAGAGACUAUAGCUGAAGUAUGCCUUUUUUUUCCAUGGUUUAUUUUACACUUUCACACCAAAACCAUUUGAGGAAACACAGAAAAUCUUUUGCUAUCUUUAUACCAUCCACUUUCUAAAAUCCAGCAGCUUGGGGCUGCUGUGAACCCCAUCUGUCUUAAACCGUGCUUGUGUAAGACACUCAACAUUGUCUUUAUAGACUGUGAUGUAUAUAUGGGCUUUAUUUUCUGUUAUUUUGAUAUGUGAAAUGUGCUUUUUUUUAUGCAUUCUU
Carassius carassius (crucian carp) is the source of this 1227-nucleotide messenger RNA. Its product is annotated as mitotic-spindle organizing protein 2-like. The record is from RefSeq and is a predicted model, not a curated record. Bases 150 to 761 code for a protein of 203 amino acids. Gene Ontology annotation, cellular component: centrosome; spindle. NCBI's taxonomy places the organism in Eukaryota, Metazoa, Chordata, Actinopteri, Cypriniformes, Cyprinidae. The transcript is spliced from 5 exons.